This is a messenger RNA of Sugiyamaella lignohabitans, 1077 nucleotides long. RefSeq names its product translation elongation factor EF-1 alpha (gene TEF1). NCBI's taxonomy places the organism in Eukaryota, Fungi, Ascomycota, Dipodascomycetes, Dipodascales, Trichomonascaceae. The coding region runs from base 1 to 1077 and encodes 358 amino acids. The transcript has a single exon. The record is from RefSeq and is a predicted model, not a curated record. Gene Ontology annotation, molecular function: GTPase activity; GTP binding; translation elongation factor activity. Gene Ontology annotation, biological process: translation; translational elongation.
AUGAUUACCGGUACUUCUCAAGCCGAUUGUGCCAUCCUUAUCAUUGCUGGUGGUGUCGGUGAGUUCGAGGCUGGUAUCUCCAAGGACGGUCAAACCCGUGAGCACGCUCUUCUUGCUUUCACCCUUGGUGUCAGACAACUUAUUGUUGCUGUCAACAAGAUGGACUCCGUCAAGUGGUCCGAGGCCCGUUUCGAGGAAAUCGUCAAGGAGACCUCCAACUUCAUCAAGAAGGUUGGUUACAACCCCAAGACUGUUGCUUUCGUCCCCAUCUCUGGUUGGAACGGUGACAACAUGAUUGAGGCCUCUACCAACUGUCCUUGGUACAAGGGAUGGCAAAAGGAGACCAAGGCCAGUGGUGUCGUUAAGGGUAAGACCCUUCUCGAGGCCAUUGACUCUAUUGAGCCUCCUGUGAGACCUUCCGACAAGCCCCUCCGUCUUCCCCUCCAAGAUGUUUACAAGAUUGGUGGUAUCGGAACUGUGCCCGUCGGUCGUGUUGAGACUGGUGUUAUCAAGGCCGGUAUGGUUGUUACCUUUGCCCCCGCUGGUGUCACCACUGAAGUCAAGUCCGUCGAGAUGCACCACGAGCAACUUGUUGAGGGUCUUCCCGGUGACAACGUUGGUUUCAACGUCAAGAACGUUUCCGUCAAGGAAAUCAGACGUGGUAACGUCUGUGGUGACUCUAAGAACGAUCCUCCUCAAGGAUGUGCUUCUUUCAACGCCCAAGUUAUCAUCUUCAACCACCCUGGUCAAAUCUCUGCUGGUUACUCUCCAGUCUUGGAUUGUCACACUGCCCACAUUGCCUGUAAGUUCGCCGAGCUCAUUGAGAAGAUCGACAGACGUACUGGUAAGAAGACUGAGGACUCUCCUAAGUUCGUCAAGGCCGGUGAUGCUGCCAUCGUUAAGAUGAUCCCCACCAAGCCCAUGUGUGUUGAGGCCUUCACUGAGUACCCUCCUCUUGGUCGUUUCGCCGUCCGUGACAUGCGUGUCACUGUCGCCGUCGGUGUCAUCAAGUCUGUUGACAAGUCUCAAGCUGCUGGUAAGGUUACCAAGUCUGCUCAAAAGGCUGCCAAGAAAUAA